Molecule: messenger RNA, 8518 nt
Organism: Acanthoscelides obtectus
Lineage: Eukaryota; Metazoa; Arthropoda; Insecta; Coleoptera; Chrysomelidae
Source: the annotation of a GenBank genome assembly
AAAUUUACUGUUGGGAUAGACACAUCCAUGGCCGACUCUACUAGAGUAGAGUCCGCCAUGGUACAUCUGUUUUUUAUGGUCCCGUCCUACUGUUGAAGGAAAUAUCCAUCUGGCAACACUGUCUGGUCUGCGGUUGGUAUUGUGCAUUGUAUUGUGGUUGGUAUUCCUGCCCCCUCCCCCCUGCCUGCAUGAAAGAAACUUUCUGGAAAAGUCGACAUCUUGUUUCUUUUGUAUAAUCAAUACAAAAGUUAAUUUGUUGCAAAAAUUGUUCCAUUUUGUUCUGUUUUGCGCUAGAAGCAAAAUGGCUGAAGAUUUGGACGUCGAAGCAAUGCUGGAAGCUCCCUUCAAAAAGGAUACUUAUGAGGUUUAUUUCGGCCUAUCUCGGCUCCAACAAUAUACAGGGCUGCCGAGGUACAGGACGUCCCCAAUCACAACCUAUGCUACACAGCUUCAUACCAAUCACCCGAUUGGUAGAUCAGUGCACAUAUUCAAUCUUGAGGUGGAGAUUCGGAAAAUGUGAAAGAAUAAAAAAAGUUUUGUUCCUGCUCAAGUAAAUCUGCUUCAUGGUAUUUGUUAAGUCAGCAGCACGGAUGAGCUGAACAGCAGGCAUCGAGAGAAUGGAGAUGUUAGCAGGCAUCGUUCUUCUGACGGAAGUAAGAAACGUAGCCGCAGUCGUAGCGGCAGCCGAUCGAGGACAUCCCGCCGCGGCAGCCCCAAGAAUGGCGGUCGCAGGAGCGGCAGCAGAAGCAAACGGAGCCUGAGCAGAGGAAAACGGAGCGUUAGCAAAGGAAGAAGAAGCACCAGCAGAAGGAGGAGCACCAGCAGAAGAAGGAGUACGAGCAGAUCGAGAAGAAGCAGAUCAAGGGAGAGGAAGCGCGACAAAGACAAGAAACGCGCAAGCAGCCGGUCGCCUGACAGAAAACGCAGGCCGAGCAGCAGAUCGCCGCCCCCGCGUGUACGAGGCAGAAGCCGAGAGAGGGGGCGUGGAGGCAGGAGCAGUCGAAGCAGAGAUAGAGAUAGAGGAAGUAGCAUCAAACGGAGGAGUAGCAAGAGCAGGGAACCGAGGAGAGCUAGUCCUCCACUGCCCAUACCGAGAAGGAGAUCACCGACGCCGCCCCCAGUCUCUAAGCCGCCAUUUGGGAAAAGAGGUCGAUCUCCGCCGCCGGGAAUUCGCAGCGGAUCUCCUUUAGAGGAACUGAGUCCUGAAGAACGAGAUGCCAGGACCGUGUUUGUGAUGCAACUCUCUCAAAGGAUACGAGCUCGUGACCUAGAAGAGUUUUUCAGUUCAGUGGGUAAAGUCAGAGAUGUCAGAAUGAUCGUUUGCAACAAGACCAGGCGAUUUAAAGGCAUUGCCUACAUAGAGUUUAAGGAUCCGGAAAGCGUCGCUUUGGCGCUAGGUCUAUCUGGCCAAAAAUUGCUGGGCAUUCCCAUCAUAGUGCAGCACACUCAAGCUGAGAAGAAUCGAAUGGGAAAUUCGAUGCCCAUGAUGAUGCCCAAAGGCAUGACUGGACCAAUGCGAUUGUACGUUGGAUCGCUGCAUUUCAACAUCACUGAAGAUAUGCUCAGGGGUAUUUUUGAGCCAUUUGGUAAGAUUGAGAACAUCCAGUUGAUUAUGGAUCCGGAAACAGGGAGGUCUAAAGGAUAUGGCUUCAUUACAUUUCGUAACUGUGACGAUGCAAAGAAAGCCCUUGAACAGUUGAACGGGUUCGAGUUGGCCGGCAGGCCAAUGAAGGUGGGUAACGUGACGGAACGGUUGGACUUGCAACAACAAGGACCGUCUUUAUUGGACUCGGACGAAUUGGACAGGUCGGGCAUCGACCUGGGAGCCACCGGUCGGUUACAGUUGAUGUUCAAACUAGCUGAAGGAGCUGGCAUGCAGGUAAGGGAUUUUUCAUUUUAUUUUCAUCAUUAUCGAUCAAAGGUACCCCCAGCUGCUGCCAAUGCCUUGAGUAUAGCCACAGGACAGCCAGUUGUUCUUCCGCAGGUGCAACAACAAGCAGCCCCACCAAUUGCCACCCAGUGUUUUAUGUUGAGCAAUAUGUUUGACCCGGUCACGGAAUCGAACGCGAACUGGGACAUCGAGAUCCGCGACGACGUAAUAGAGGAAUGCAACAAGCACGGCGGUGUGCUGCACGUGUACGUCGACAAGGGCAGUCCGCAAGGCAACGUGUACGUGAAGUGCCCUUCGAUCGCCACUGCGGUGGCAUCUGUAAACACGCUACACGGCCGAUGGUUCGCCGGAAGGGUGAUCACGGCUGCUUACGUGCCGUUGCUGAACUACCAUUCGUUGUUCCCUGACGCGAUGACAGCCGCUCAAUUGCUGUUACCGUCGUCAAAGAAGUAGUGAUGUUGUGUGAUACAGAAUUAAUUGUGAGUGCGAGUGAGUGUGUAAACUGUGCGGAGUCAGGUCUGACGUAUAUGGGUGCUGUUGGAAUCAUUUGAGUAUCAUUGAUUAAUUCAUACCUACCUGAAGAGAGCCAGCUAUGUACUGUAUCCCGGCGUCCACAAAGGGACCUGAAAGAUACUAGCACCAUUUAGACAUCUACUUUAAAAAGAGUUAAUGUUUAGUUCUGCCACUGUCUCAUAGAUGGCGCUUGAAUCUUCAAACCCUUUUGACGCCUCCCUAAUGUCUGUUUCAAUUGGGUAUCUUCAAGAAUUGAUUAAUUUAUCCCAUCUGAAAAUGUAAGAAACAUUGUUUUGAUUGCCGUUUUUUAACACUUGCUGAAUUGCCUUUACUUAAAAUAGGCAUUAUAGAGACGCCAAAAAGGGUCUGAAUAUCCUAGCGCCAUAUACGCCAAUAAGUACCACGACAAACUUGAGAAGAAGGUAGUCUUUGGACUGACCUCGCAAAUAACAAAAACUUACCUAUAUAAAAGUGUCACUGUUUUUGAGAUAUUGAAUUUUUUCUUAAAUUUAAAAUACCUAAACUUUUCAUCUGUGGUCUUUAGCUGCAUGUACAAAUAAGGUUAUACUUUGUUCAUUUUUUCUAUAAAAUACUUCUAGAUAGUUGCUUUAUCAUAUACAAAUGCAAUGUAGUUAAAAGAUAUUAAGGAACGAGUGCAACAAGCUUCAAACUUUAGCAUGGAGAAGACUGCAGGGGAACCUCAUAGAAACAUUUAAGAUAAUAAAAGGACAUUAUACAUGUCACAUACACAUCUUCAAUUUAUCGACUCAUCAUCAACUUAUGGUGCAUCAACAUAAAUUAUAUAAGGAAAGGUGUGCCAAACAACAGAAUUUUUUUAUUAAACGGGUGGCUUACAUUUGGAAUCGGCUAAGCUAAAAUACUUCAAAUGCUCCAUCGAUAACGCAAAUUGAAUUCCGUCUAGAUACAGGGAUGGUCCGAUGGCAACAUUCAUUUCUUCUUUGCACAAUGUAAUAUUUAAUCAUGACUUUUGUUUCAUAAUAUGGAUAGUUGCAUCUUGUCUAAUCAUAUUAGCAAAUUUCCCCGAAAUAAUUGUAAAGUCUGUUGCAAGUUGUCCAAGGAGGUAUUUAAAACAUGGACGUAUAAAAUGGGUACACCAAUUUUUGUGGGAAAACUUUUUAAUUGACAACAAAGAAUGAGAAAACGUGUUUUUUGGGAUUUAAUUGAAAGUUUUGACAGGAACGCCAAAACUUUUCAUAUAAGAUUUUUAGGUAUUUAUGAGACCACACAAAAAGAUCCGACUAAUAGCAAAAAUGUUAUGUUACAAAUUCAAACAUUUCGUAUUUGUGAGUAAUUGAACAAAUGCGCUACGAUAUUCGAAAAACAUACGUUACUAUACACAUUUUAAAACGAAGAGGAUGUCUAUCAUCUUUUAUUGCGCUUUACGCACAAAUACGAAAUGAUUGAAUUUGUUUAGAAGAAAAAACCUAACCCACCCUUUUCUUGCAUAAAAAUAACAUUUAUCUUCCGAAAUGGUUUGCGAUUCAUAUCGGCAAGGUGAACUUACAAGUGUAUUUUGCUAUUAAAUGCUCUUUGAAUGAACCCUGUAUAUUGCUCAAUAAACUAGUAGUGAUGGCCGGAAAACAGGUGUUUUGGGACAUACAAUAGGAAAUUCUCAAAAACUGCUUGAUCAAUCUACUCCAACUUUGUUGUGGUUCUUUUGAAGUAAGAAUCCUAUGAAUUUGAAGAAUUUCAAUUAUCUGCGAGAAACCAUCGUUGCAUUACCAAGUGCCAAAACUCUUAUAUGAAGUGUUUUUCCUUUCUUGCCAACACCUUCAAUUGAAUCCUAAAAAAAUGUUUUCUCAUUCUUUGUUGUCAAUUAAAAAGUUUUUCCACAAAAAUUGGUGUGCCCAUUUUAUGCGUCCAUGUUUUGAAUACCCCCUUGAACAACUUGUAGUAAUAAAACGAGACUUUGCAAUUAUUUCUCAAACCAGGGGUGUUCUCGUCUAAUAUGAUUAGACUAAUCGGAUAUUGUCCACUCACUAUUAUAUAUUCAAUAAUAAUAUUUAAUAGUCAUUGGCUAUCUUCAGGUAGUUAGUAUAUGCUAAUCAAUGCUUGAGUUAAUUUUGGGAUCGAUAACGAAGCUGUAGUGUGGGUGCGACAAUGUUGGAAAUAUUUUUUGCGGAUUAAUACAAUGUACUGGGAAUGGGUGAGCACUUUUUAAAAAAUGUUUCAUUUGUUCAAAUUCUCUUAUAUCAUGCAAAUGUAUUUUUUCUUGAUAUUGAACUCGUAAGACAAAGUACUUGUCGCCAUGCAGCACCUGUAAUUUUGAGCAUUUCUAAAGGCUCUUCGCCAGAUUGGCGCGAAUUUAUAUCCGUAUUGCAUAUAUUGUUUUAAGUUGGUUCCAACAGAAAAUCUCCAUUAUUACAGGAAACUUUCUACGAGUAUUACUACUUGAUCCGCUAAAAGUUGCGUAUAUUGAGUCAAAAAAAGAUCAUUUAUAUGAUUUAAUAUUGUGUUGUACACAGGUUGUUCAAGGGACAGAUGGAAAUUAAAGACACGACAAUUUAACGCAUACACAAUUUCUGGUUUUCACAUAAUUUCUUGUGUUAUGCAUUCCAACUGUCUACUGGCGAUCAAACAUCCCAUUUAAACCAUUUACAUGAUGCUUUUUUUAUAAUUUGGGUGAACAUGCAGCUAAGAAAAUUUAACAGCUCUUUAUAAAGCUUUAAAGUAUGUUCAAAUAGUUGCAGUUUUAAGAGUCAUGUGUUAUGAGCCUUCAUUCUCUAUGUUUAUGAACAUUGUGAAACACUUGAUGGUUAUUUCUAUUUAACAUUAAAUUUGUUUUUAUAUCUGACUGACAGCACCAACUGUUAUAAUAAAUUCCUGAAAUGUGGUUUGUAAUUUUAGUCUUGCAAAAGCUUGCUGGCCUAAAACGUUUUUUCCACACGUAUGAGAGCCGCUUUCCAGUGCUUUUGAAUUGAUAGUUGUAUGCACCCGGAGUGUGACGCUCCGGAACUGCUCUAACAAAUAUGCACGGGAACGCAAGGAUAAAAACCUAACCUGUUUUUUAAUGGUAUUUGACGUUGAAAGUAUCGUUUGCUUGGAAUUACAAAGUUUUAAGUGCGAAGAAGUAAACUUUUCACUAUAGCGGUUUGAAAAUUUGGACAUGCUUAUCUAUGUCUUAAGUUAGAGUUGUGAUGCUUUCAAAUAUAACAGAAAAUACAUAAACAAACAUUUUUUACUAAUAUUUUUUAUUUUUUUUUCUUAUUUUGAAAGAUACGAUGACGUCCAUUAAAAUGGACAUUGGGUCUUCACCUAUACAAAAAUGCUAGGUUGAAUUCCUAGACCAGUAGAUGCCAAAAGUACAGAUUUUAGGUCAUACCAUUGUACAACCACUAUUUCGCCAUCUUGCCUUACAAUUUGUUCCGAGCUACCUCUACCUAUCUUGGUCAUCAUUUUGUCUGAAGUUAAAUGUGCUGCCGUUGGUACACGAGAUUUCAUAAUCGUAGUACAAUAUUUUUUUGUUGGCGAAGAUAUUCAAGAAGUGGUAUUGUCGUAAAAUAUCUAUCGCAAUACACAUGAGUUCCAGGAAAUAAUGUUCUUCCAAGACGAGCAACAGCAGAAGUCCAACACCAAGUCGUUUUACAGAAUCAUCUGGAAACGUAUUUUUGCCUUGAUAUAGUUCAAAGUCUAGGACAAGACCACCAGGAGCAGCAACAACAACAUUUUUCAAUCCCUCUGGAUUGGGUUUUCCCCUAACGAACUGCUUCAUUUGACAAGAUCCUGUGAAUAGUAUCAUCUGCUCAUCCACAGCGACUACUUUCUCUCUGGGUAGCUGCCAACACCCCUGCAAUACUGCUUCUAAAAUCGGACGCACUUUUCAAAAUUUGUCAGACCUGCGUUACUUUGAGGUUACUUUUUAUAGAAAAAAACCUAUCUCGAGUCAUAACAUCCGCAAUAGCUGCAACCCGCGUGGGUUUUCCCCAGUACAUUCUGAUUCUAGGAUAUUUUAGGCAGGACAUUAAAUAAACUAUUCCAAAGAAAUUUUUAAUCUCAUUAAGUGUCAAUCUAAGGGAUACUCCUUUAAGUUCAACAUGCCUUCCAUUUGUGCUAUCACAUACUUUUUGGAACAUAUCAUCUUCUAAGUACAUGGCUAAAUACGAUUUUGCAGUCCAACCAUCGCGAAGCUGUGCGCUGCAUUCACUAGAGGGACCUUCAAAAUUUGGAGGUGUAAAAUAUCAUUUCUUCUCCAAAACUGUCGCUGCGAAGGAUUGGAAGUUUCUUUGGCCGUUCUUAACUUUUCUCUAAGGACACUAAGAGGAAUUCUGUCCUGUUCUUCCUCGUCACUGCUGCUCUGCAGUUCUUCAUCAAUUAUUUCGUCUUCUCUCUCUACUAAAUUAUCCAUAUUUUCAUUUUCAUCAUCAGACAUUUCAACGUCAGAAUCAUCGUUUGCAAUGAGUUGUAGUAUUUGCUCCAAUUUUUCGUCAUCUUUCCCUGGCCUAAGCACUCUUUUGUUGCCAAAAAUUGCUGAAUAAAUUAAAAAUAUCCGUGAGAUAGACCCAAUGUCCAUUUAAAUGGACGCAAAUAAUUUAGGCUAAUACAAAGGUUAUUUAAAAUUUUAAUUAUUAAAAGGCUGUUUAAAUUUAUCUAUCAAACAAUAACAAAUAUAUAUUCCCACAAAAAUCAGCACAUAAUGUUAAAAAAUAGGUUACAUACCAUAAAAACGAGAAUUACGUGCAGCUGCCAUCACAACAUUCACGGCGCAGGUGCGCGACUAGUCGGCCGAAUCGGACUAGGCGUCAGCACGUAAGUGUCCAUCGUAGUCUCUUUUAUCCUUCCAUUUUGCUGCUAUGACUUUACUGUUGCUUUCUUUUACCACCAAAUCUCCUUUUUUAAGCUUUGCAUGCGUUAUAACAUUGCGAUUGUACUUUCUCUGCUUUCUAAGAGUACCUAGUAAAUGGGUAUUUUUGUCAAGGAGCUCAUGUGCUAAACUUAAACUAGUUUAGAAAUCUGUACAAAGGAUGCGACCCGUGUACAAAAGUGGUUCCAUGAGUUGUAAUACUACUCUAGUUCCAAGUGUUGUCUCCUUUGGAGUUUCUUCUUUUCCAGCAUAAGUUUUUAUAUUACAAGUAUAGCCUUGUUCACUACAUAGUUUGAAUAAUUUAAUUCCAUACUUAUGGCGUUUUCCUGGAAUAUAUUGCCGAAAACUAAGUCGGCCUCGGAAAGGAAUUAUCGUUUCGUCGAUUUUUGACAGGGGCAUGCGCUUUGAAAGUUUUUGAUUAUCAGUGCCUCUAAAGGUGCCUUUUUUAUAUAUAAGUUUCUUGUACAAUAAGUGUCAAAACAUUGUGGUUAACAAAUAAUUUAUAAAAAUCAAUCGGAUCGUUGCCUCCUCUAUUUGAAAGAAAAAUUUGAGAAAAUGCUGGAUUUUCUGUAAAUGGAAAUGUCUUCAAAUUUCCUAAAAAAAUCCCAAAAAAUUAAAUCUCUAAAUACUAAAUUAUUGGAUUCGGAUCGAUCACAAUCUUGACUAGGUUGAAGUUCAAUCUUUUGCUUUUUUCUGUCACUUUAAUUUUCAACAUCAGACUACGAAGAUAACGACGAUCCUUCAUACUUUGGAUCAGUCACUGAAUCAUCUUUAUCCUCACUAUAUUCAUAUUUAAUGUCACUCAUAUUGUCUACAUAAUACUGUAAUUCAGCCUGAGUUAUUUUUUUUGCGACAUUCUGGUGUUAAAAUUGAAACACACUUGAUCAGAUUAAAUUAGCAAAACAAUUCACACUGUUACCCAAUGUAAACAAGCUAUGCGCACAUGACACGUAAAUGACAUUACCAAAGAAAUAUAUUUGUCUUUGAUGACAAUGCGAUUUACUGACAAACUGAACUAACUGUUAUCUGCAUUUAAAUGCAGAGAGAUCGUGACCAUUGAGUGUACACAGCUAAUAAAACGAUACGACUUCUUGUGGCCAUAUAUGGGCUCGCAGUUUCUCGUGAAUAUCAUGUGUGUACCCGUUUUGGCACACACAGUAGCCAAAGUGUUUUAAUCUUAAUUGUGAUAUUUUCACAAAACAAUAAUGAUUUAAGAUUAUUAGAAAUAUGUAUAUAUAUAUAUAUACAGGUUUCAGAUAAUGAUUGUAGAAGGAAGAUAAACCAAAAUAUGU